Messenger RNA from Amblyraja radiata (thorny skate), 957 nucleotides. RefSeq names its product BARX homeobox 2 (gene barx2). The coding region runs from base 129 to 755 and encodes 208 amino acids. Gene Ontology annotation, molecular function: DNA-binding transcription factor activity, RNA polymerase II-specific; DNA binding. NCBI's taxonomy places the organism in Eukaryota, Metazoa, Chordata, Chondrichthyes, Rajiformes, Rajidae. Gene Ontology annotation, biological process: regulation of DNA-templated transcription. The record is from RefSeq and is a predicted model, not a curated record. The transcript is spliced from 4 exons.
UGAUUGAUGGGCGGCCUGUGCCGGGCUGGCCCCGGGUGCUGUUGUUUAUAAAGGGGCUGCGGGCGGAGCCGCGGACUCAGUGCGGGCGGAGCGCAAGCUGGAGAACUUGUGUGCGGGAGGCAGUGAACAUGCAGUGUCCCGCGGGGCCGAGGCUCAUCGUGCCGGGGCUGCAGCAGCCGGGCAGCCGGCGCUACAAGACCUUCAUGAUCGAGGAGAUCCUGUGGAGGGAGAGCGGCUCGCUGGUCCGCCCGCUGCCGCUGCCGCUGCGCUCCUGUGCCGGGUCAGCAUUGAGCUCAUACCCAUCGUUGGCUUUGACACAGCUGUCUCCAGUUCCCACUACAAGGAUUCCACAUUUUCUGUCCUCCAGUACCACUGGCUUAUUAGCUCUGGAGAGUGCCAGCAGCGAGAGCAACAGUGACCGGGCUGUCCCUCGGUUUAAGAAGCCCCGGAGAUGCCGCACCAUUUUCACCGAACUGCAGCUCAUGGGUCUGGAGAAGAAGUUCCAGAAACAGAAAUACCUCUCUACUCCGGACAGAUUGGACUUGGCACAGUCACUGGGAUUAACUCAGCUCCAAGUGAAAACCUGGUACCAGAACCGAAGGAUGAAGUGGAAGAAGGUGGUGCUGAGAGGAGGGCAGGAGGCUCCGACCAAACCCAAGGGGAGGCCAAAGAAAAACUCCAUCCCCACAACAGAGGAGGUGGAGGCUGAGGAAGAGGCCAGGUCAGCACAGGAGCAGCAACCAUGCCUAACCUGAGGGACGAGGAUCAGACAACGUUCUUUCACUCUGCGAGUGCCCUGGCACCGUGGGCACUGGCUGCAGUGGUGGCGAGGGAAUGCAGGAGUACCAGCCUGCUGCCCGCAUAUCACAGCAUGUAAAUAAUGACCUUAAUUUAAUGCGAGCUGGGAACCAAUGCUCUGUGUAUAAGGGAGAUUUAAAUAAAAUAUUGUGUAUUAUU